ACAAAGUUAAAAGUAAAGUUCCUCCAAACAUUGUAAUUGAUCAACUGCGUGAUGAGUUUGAUUAUACUAUUCAAAAGAAAAAUCUUGUGACUCGAAAAGAUGUACAUAAUAUUUCCUCAAAGUUUGGAUUACUCCACAAGUACAAACUUCAUGAUAUUGAUGCCUUAAGUGUUGAUCUUCAGGUGAAACGAUUUUUUGAAAAUUCUUCAAAUCCCAUAAUUAUGUAUAAAACACAAGGAACAGAGCAUUUUCCAUUAGAUCUCAAUGACUUUAUGCUGAUAAUAAUGACUGAAACACAAAUCGAAGUUCUUAAAAAAUUUAGUAGUGGAAAACUGUGUAUUGAUUCCACUCACGGCACCAAUCAAUAUAAUUUUAACCUAACAACAAUUGUAGUAAUUGAUGAAUUUGGCGAAGGAUAUCCAGCUGCGUUUUGUGUAAGUACAAAAAUUGAUGAGGUCCACAUGAGUGUUUUUUUUUCAAAAAUUAAGGAAGUGGUUGGUUGUCUUGCACCAAGUGUAUUUAUGAGUGACGACGCUCCAGCAUUUUGGAAUGCAUGGACAAAGACUAUGUCCCCUACUCCAAAAUUCCAUUUAUUAUGUAAAUGGCAUAUUGAUAAUAACUGGCGAAAGAAUUUAAAGAAGAUUGCUGGGACACAAACGGUCAAAGCUUACAUUUAUAAAACUUUACGUGUUUUACUGGAGGAACCUGAUGUAACACAGUUUGAACAUCUUCUGAACUUGUUUCUUGGAAAAUUAGAAGAGGAACAAGCUUUACAUAGUUUUAAAGCAUAUUUUGUGAGUCAUUAUGUACAUCGAAAACAGUUAUGGGCUGCAUGUUACAGACAAGAAGCUAUGCUUAACACUAAUAUGGUAUUAGAGGCAUUCCAUAAGACAUUGAAAUAUGUAUAUUUAAAGGGGAAAAAAAAUCAACGUCUUGAUAUACUUCUCUGGAAUUUGCUAAAAACUGUGAGGGACAAGAAUUUUGAGCGUCUUGUCAAGUUGUGCAACGGUGGAAAAGUAACACAUUAUGUUAAUGCCAUUAACAGUCGUCAUCGAUCUGCAGUUCAAAUACAUAAUUCUAAUAUUAAUAAAACGUCAGAUAUUACUUGGACUGUGGUAUCUGAAACGUUAAAUCAAACAUAUUUAGUUAAAAAACGCGAAUCAUGUGAAUGUAAAAUUAUUUGUGUUGCAUGUAAAGUUUGUGUACAUCUAUUCUCAUGCACAUGUUACGACUACACAAUAAAAAAUAAUAUGUGUAAACAUAUUCAUGCUGUGAAAAUUAAUAUGUUAGAUGACAAUGAUAUAAACACCAAAAACAAUUAUACUAACCCAAUGGAUACAGAUGAAAUUUGUAUGAAAAUGUCUGAUAUGCAUCAAACUAUUGCUCCAUCUGCAGUUAGCAUUGCAAACAAAAUUCAACAAUUUCAUAGCAUGUUUGUGUCACAAUCAGGUAAAUUAAAUUGUGAACAGCUACAUAAAAUUAAUUUAUCCUUAGACUCAAAUUUGAAAAUGCUGUAUGAACAAGAAUCGAAUGUUCCUGUUUCAUUAAAUGAAAAUGUAAGUCAAGAACCAGCCAAUAAAAAUGUUCAAAAACAGUUGCGAUUAUUUUCAACUAAAAAACUACGUUUAAAAAUACCAGAAGAACAACGAUUAAAUAAACCAACAUUAAAC
Messenger RNA from Myzus persicae (green peach aphid), 1670 nucleotides. RefSeq lists its product as uncharacterized. The record is from RefSeq and is a predicted model, not a curated record. Lineage: Eukaryota; Metazoa; Arthropoda; Insecta; Hemiptera; Aphididae. The annotation marks the transcript as partial. The transcript has a single exon. Gene Ontology annotation, molecular function: zinc ion binding.